Molecule: messenger RNA, 357 nt
Organism: Arachis duranensis
Lineage: Eukaryota; Viridiplantae; Streptophyta; Magnoliopsida; Fabales; Fabaceae
Exons: 2
Coding region: 1-357 (118 amino acids)
Molecular function (GO): zinc ion binding
Source: RefSeq, a predicted model, not a curated record
AUGGAGACGGGAAAUGGAGGUUGUAGUGGUGGUGUGUCGUUUCCGUCGUACGACAGCAAUGGUUCCAGCGCUUCAAUGCGAAUGAGUAGGAAGACUCAUGAGGGAUCAUGUUUCUGCGGGUUGAAGGCUGUGAUAAAAAAAUCUGGGAUAGCAGAGAACCCAGAUAGAUUAUUCCAUGCAUUUCCAAGGUACCGGGACAGUCACUGUAAUUACUUUAAGUGGAUUGAUGAUGAUGACUAUCAAGCAGUGGUUGAAGGUGAUGCAAAGAAAGAUUCUAGAACUGAUUUGCAAGUUGAAAGUGACUAUGAUGAAUGGAGGGUGAAGGUGGCAUGGAGAUUGGGUAGUUUAAAAGAUUAA